Molecule: messenger RNA, 1274 nt
Organism: Cornus florida
Lineage: Eukaryota; Viridiplantae; Streptophyta; Magnoliopsida; Cornales; Cornaceae
Product: ubiquitin-conjugating enzyme E2 22-like
Exons: 8
Coding region: 291-1091 (266 amino acids)
Source: RefSeq, a predicted model, not a curated record
CCCAACCCAAAUCACCUAAAUCAAUUCAUCAAUCAUUCCAAAGAGAUACUCGAUGUAUGAAAGAAAUACCCGACUGGCCUCUCUCUCCUCUCUAACACUCCAAGAUUAUGAUGUUAGCUGGCUCUUCCAUGAUGCAUUAAGGAUUUUCUCUCAGUAGCUCAAUCAUCUUCAUCUCUCUAGGCACCAGACAGCACAACUGAAGACAGCCUUGGCACAUCAUUUGCAUUUGUGAUUUCUUAUCAGCAAAGUCAUUGUAGUUCUGUAGAGUUUCCAUCUUCAUUUUUGUGGCUAUGGCAACCAACGAAAAUCUUCCACCAAAUGUAGUAAAGCAACUUGCGAAGGAGUUGAAGAAUCUUGAUGAAACCCCUCCUGAGGGCAUUAAAGUGGGAGUCAAUGAUGAUGAUUUUUCAACCAUAUAUGCUGACAUUGAAGGCCCGGCUGGGACUCCGUAUGCGAACGGUGUUUUCCGCAUGAAGUUGAUAUUGUCUCGUGACUUUCCACAGUCCCCUCCAAGAGGUUACUUCGUGACUAAGAUUUUCCACCCAAAUAUUGCAACCAAUGGUGAGAUAUGUGUCAACACAUUGAAAAAAGAUUGGAACCCGAGUCUUGGCUUGCGGCAUGUUCUGAUUGUAGUAAGGUGUUUACUGAUUGAGCCAUUCCCGGAAUCAGCUCUGAAUGAGCAGGCUGGCAAGAUGUUGCUUGAAAAUUAUGAGGAGUAUGCCAGGCAUGCCAGGCUUUACACUGGAAUUCAUGCUCUGAAACCAAAGCCAAAGUUUAAAACAGGAGCUAUUUCUGAGUCAACUGCCUUAAACGUCGACCAGACAAACACCUCAGUUCUUAGUACUGAUCAGAAAAAUGCAGUAUCCGGUGCUGUGCUGCCAUUGUCAUCCCCGUUGGCCUGUUGUACAACAGGAGUUUCCAAAGGUGGAAGUGGGCUGGUUCUUCCAGCUGUGUUGAGUUCAACUACUGAGACGGGAGGUAGUGGGUCAACAGUAAUAUUAUGGACACAGAAGAAGGAAGUUGGGUUGACAAAAGUCCAGGCAGAGAAAAAGAAAAUGGAUGCAAGAAAGAAAAGUUUGAAGAGAUUAUAAGAUUUUAGGGGAAAUGAUUGAGAGAUGGGCUUUUGUAGAAUUUGUGGCUAACUUUUGUUGUUUAUCUGAAGGAUUAAUGACAUAAAAGAGUGACGGUUAAAUUGGGGUGUCAGCUAUUGUAUGAGUUGUAUAUCAGGUGGGAACUCGAUGGAUUCAUUAUUGGAUCUUUUCUCUCGAUCACCA